CUGCAGUUCUCACGUGAGAUCUCGGCCCCAAACGCUCAGUUCAGCUCUGUUACAUGCUGAUCCCUCAGGAAGGACUGUGGGCCACAGGGAGUGUGCCUGCAGCCUGGAUCCUUCCCUCUCCCAAGACUUCAGUGAGCUCCAGACUGCAUCUUUUGGCCUACACUUCCCCCUUCCCUUCUCCCCUGCUUGCCAGAUUUGCCCACCUUCAGGAUACUGGAGAAAACAAUUGGAUCACAUAUCUGCUCACCUCAGGUCUUAUGCUCAGAACAAUCCUGAAUUCCGGGCCUUGAUUUCUGAACCCAGGAUGGGAAAGCUUAUCUCUGCUACUGUCCAUGAAGAUGGCUAUGAAGUUAGUGUCAGGCUGAAUUAUAUUCAAGUCUCAAACAAGAACCUUUACUUCAACAAGGCAGUGAAUUUCAGUGACCACUUUCUCAGCAGUGUCACUGAGGGUGGUACUGAGCUGUUCGGCAGCAGGUCCAGCUUGGUAAGUGACUGCAGCCAGAGCACCUCAGAUACUACUGAAAAAGUCAAGAGGACAAAGAAUUUCAAGACCAAAAUAUUUCAAGAAAAGAAGGAGCAGCUUACACCUGAAAACAGACUCCUGCUGAAGGAAGUUGGACCAUCUGGGGGAGGAAGAGUCUCUGUGAUUGAACAGCUGCUUGAUGAAGGAGCAGAUCCUAACUGCCGUGAUAAUGAAGAUCGACCCGUUAUCACUGUGGCUGUGAUCAAUAAGCACCAUGAAGUGAUCCCAGUUCUCGUGCAGAGAGGAGCAGACAUCGACCAGCAGUGGGGACCGCUCCGAAAUACAGCUCUUCAUGAAGCAACUCAGCUUGGCCUGGCAGGAAGGGAGUGCGUCAGUGCUUUACUGCGAUGCAGUGCAAGCAUCCAAAGGAAGAACACGAGAGGCCAGACGGCCCACGACCUGGCUGUGAGAGCUGGGGAUGGCCUCAUCACCUCGCUCUUUGCUGCUAAGAGCGGCCUGGAUGACUGUUAGUCCCCAGGGCCUCUGCGGGGCUUCACUUAAAGAAUCCAUCCAGUUCUGGCUGUUUGUUUGUUUCUUUCUGAAAUGUGUAUUUAAGGUUUAGAAAUUGAGGUUGAGAGGAACUCAUAAGUUGUUUUUUAUAUUAUAUGACAGUGUAAGCCACCAAUACCUCAUGGACAUUUUCCAAUGUGCCCCGGAAGAUGAUGAAUUUACUGUAUGUUUUUAAAUGGCUUAUCUAUUUCUUUUAAUUUUUAAUUUAUUUCUCAACAGACUAUAAUUGUACAUGGUUCAAAGCUAAAAGGUAUAAAAAAAUCAUGUAGUAAAAAAUGUCCUUCCUGUCCAUGUCCCACAGCCACCCACUUCUCCUCAGAGGCAACCAAUGGUACCAGUGUUAUCUGUAUCCCAAAAUUGUAUAGGAUUAUAUAAGCACAUAUAUAUAAUAUAUGCAUAUGUACAUAUAGAGAGUAUGCAUAAGUAUAUAGAUAACAUAUAUUCUGUUCCCUCUUUUAAGAUGAAUAGUAGCAAACCACACACUGGUCUGCAUCUUGUUCUUUUGCUUAAAGUAUCUUGUAGGUAGUUUCAAAUUACUACAUAAAGAUUUAUUUAUUUAAUUUUUUUUUCUUAUGUUGAACUCAUCAAUAUUUCUAUUGGUAUGAUUUGCUCUUUGGUAAUAAAUAAGCUUUGAAUAAACCA
Molecule: messenger RNA, 1675 nt
Organism: Hipposideros armiger (great roundleaf bat)
Lineage: Eukaryota; Metazoa; Chordata; Mammalia; Chiroptera; Hipposideridae
Product: double zinc ribbon and ankyrin repeat-containing protein 1-like
Exons: 9
Coding region: 305-994 (229 amino acids)
Biological process (GO): eye photoreceptor cell development
Molecular function (GO): protein binding
Source: RefSeq, a predicted model, not a curated record